Coregonus sp. 'balchen' is the source of this 5103-nucleotide messenger RNA. The record is from the annotation of a GenBank genome assembly. NCBI's taxonomy places the organism in Eukaryota, Metazoa, Chordata, Actinopteri, Salmoniformes, Salmonidae.
AUUUUCCUUUGAUGCUCAUCUCCUGUCCAAAAACUGACAUCAGAGGCUCUCUCCCAGAAAAGCUUGUUUGUCUUCAGUGUUUAUCCCAGAAGUCGAGUGGGUGGUCCUGAUACCGAACAAUGACCUCAGUCAGGCUGCUCCACACACACUGGGAGGAAGAUGGCUGCUCUACUGCUGCUGUUGUUGGUUAGUGCUGGAGUCCUGCUGUCUUCUAUUGAGGCUCAGGAGGCUUACAGUAAACUCCCUGAUAACUAUAGGAAAGGAGUGGAUCUGGCCUUGCAACAACUCAACUCUCACUCUGGAGUCCAGCACCAUUUUCUCUUCUUCAAGAGUCUCCUGAAGUCCGACAUAGAGGUAAAACCUGGUGCCGGGAAUCAUGCCUCUAUUUACAUACCAGGCUCUAUUUGGUGCAUGACAAAAGUAAUGACAAACAGAACCAUGGAGAUUUCCAUUGCUGGGAGGUUGUGGCAGGACCAUUUUGUGUAGACCACUCUGGUAAAUGUUUAUGGUUUAGUUUACAAUGCUUUAUACAUUUUCUUCUUCUAGCCUGGAUUUGAUGUGAGCUACAUUUAUCACAAUUUCUACCUGAAAGCCACCAAGUGUCGAAAGGGAACAGUUGACUCCACGCAAUGCAAGUUCAGGGAUGACCGAGUGAGUACCUGGAACUGUCUGAGAACAGUUGUGCUGAAUCAUCAACACCCUUAGGGCUUUCAUACAAUGCCAUGACUUAUAGUCUACACAUCUAAGUCUACAGCAUGGAAUAAAAAUGUUUAUAUGAUGCUGUCAUAUUGUGUGUAUUUCGACAGCCAUUGAUAGACUGUGGAGUCUGCUACAAAACCUUUGCUGGAAAGAUUGAGAAGGAGCCUCAGCCGUAUGUCCACUGUCUCCACAAACCAGCGCUUACAGAGGUGUGUUGGAUCACUAGUUGUCCCCUCCCACAACAUUAAACUGUUUAAAUCACUCACCACACAAAUUCUUUAACAAAGUAUGCUAAUGAGAAACAUUUUAGAAUUGUCAUUAGGACACCAUCACAUGAGCAGAGAACUCUUUCUUAUAAUCUAAUUCAGAAACAUACAGUAAUUUCUGUGAUUUGUUCCAUCACAUCAUUGAGUAAAAAUUUAUUUUGAGGACAUUAAUAUUGUGAAGGUUAUUGAAGACGAAUAUAAACCUGUUCAUUUCCCCUCCUUUAAUGUUGUGAAUUUCAGGAUAUGAAGACAAGAAGAGUAGAUCACUGUAACACAAUGAGUUACCGAAGUGGAGCCCUUACUCUCCUGGCUUCAAAGGGUUCCAAGUGAAAUUCUUGGCAACAGGAGCAAUGUAGUUUUGUGGCCAUGAUAAAACUUUAAACACACUUUUUUUUUUUGCCUGCGUUGAAGAUGCCUAUAUCGGUCCGCUAAUACAGGACUAGUAAAGGCAAAGUGCGCUACUUUUGUGAAAAAAUGUUAACUCAAGGUAUUUGAGUGUUUACCAGAAUUUGUAACUUGAGUCGGAUAAUUAUCUGUACAAAACAGUUAAUCUGAUAAUACUUGUGGAAUAUAAAAAUAUUGCUUGAUAUAUGUUUUCCAGUUUCUUGAACUACUUUGCAAAUGCAACUUAUUUCUCUGUGGAAACAGAAAUGGUCUAUUCAUUCCUUUUACAUUUUAGUAGAUGCUCUUAUCCAGAGCAACUUAGUAGUGAGUGCAGUGGUGGAAAAAGUACCCAAUUGUCAUACUUGAGUAAAUGUAAUAAUAGAAAAUGACUCAAGUAAAAGUGAAAGUCGCCCAGUACAAUCCAAGUAUUUGGUUUUAAAUAUACUUAAGUAUAUAAAGUAAAUGUAAUUGCUAAAAUAUACUUAAGUAGAAGUAUAAAUCAUUUCAAAUUCCUUAUAUUAAGCAAACCAAACGGUACCAUUUUCAUGUUUUUUAAUUUACGGAUAGCCAGGGGCACUCUCCAACACUCAAACGUCAUUUACAAAUGAAGCAUGUGUUUAGUGAGUCCGCCAGAUAAUAAUAAUAUGCCAUUUAGCAGACACUUUUAUCCAAAGCGACUUACAGUCGUGCGUGCAUACAUUUUUUGUGUAUGGGUGGUCCCGGGGAUCAAACCCACUACCUUGGCGUUACAAGCGCCCUGCUCUACCAGCUGAGCUACAUAGGACCACCAGAUCAGAGGCAGUAGAGAUGACCAGGGAUGUUCUCUUGAUAAGUGUGUGAAUUAGACAAUUUUCCUGUCCUGCUAAGCAUUCAAAUGUAACGAGUACUUUUGGGUGUCAGGGAAAAUGUAUGGAGUAAAAAGUACCAUUAUUUGUUUUAGGAAUGUAGUGAAGUAAAAGUUGUCAAAAAUAUAAAUAGUAAAGUAAAGUACAGAUACCCCAAAAAACUACUUAAGUAGUACUUUCAAGUAUUUUAACACAACUGAGUGAGAGCAUAAAUGUUUGUACUGGUCCCCUGUGGGAUUUGAACCCACAAUUCUAGCGUUGCAAGUGCUAUGCUCUACCAACUGUGCCACAUCAUCACAAACCACUUGAUGUCGCAAUGUACUCAAUUUAUGUAUUGUGCAUUGUUUUUCUUCAUGGUGAUGGAAAGUCUACAGGUACCAAACCUAGAUGAUGUACAAUACAGUAAUGUAUUUACAUUAAAUGGUUUGUAAGGAUGUUAAAUUAAUACUGCACAGAAAGUGGUUGUUUUCCAUGUUAUUUGAUCAAGAAAAAUAUUUAAUUUGAUGUGGAUGUUUAGUGUCUUUGCCCAUAACUUUGUUCUUUCUAGAUUCCAUUGGAAUGACAAUCGCAGAGAAAGGGACAGGACAACAACUCUUACAAAUCCAACUAUUGAAUUCUGCAAGGUACUGUUCUUAAUUAUACAACUACCUUCCUUGCCAAAGCAGAGAUUUUUGUAGAUUUUUCUUUAUGUGCCUGCUCUACAGACGUCUAUAUCGGUCCGUUAAUACUAGUAAAGACUUCUGUUAAAAUAUUUUGUAUUCAUAUAUUUUUUCGAUUCACUUUUUCAGUGGAUGCUGCUGCACCCUCAAAACCAAUACUUCAAAUACAAAUAUUCAAUGUCCCAGUAGUUGAGCAGGAUGAAUCCCUUCUGUUCGUUGUGAAAAUGUUGAAAGUUAAGUGUGGUACACUUAUUUUCAAUAAAGUUUUAUUCAGAAAAUAUGAAUCUGAGUCACUGGUGUUUCUCCCUUCCAAAUAGCACAUAGGUAGGUGGACAUGAUAGGGGAAAUUCCUGUAGAUGUUGCAGCAUCUCCCAUUCCUCGAUAGGAAGGUCAAGAAAAACAAGCAAUGUACAGCACAGUUGGCUGAUAGCAUGUUUAACGCUUCGAUCAGACCCACAGCAUCAUUGCAUCAAUGCGGUGUAAUAAAUAAUGCAAUCAAACUUUUUAAUUAUGUAAUCCAACAUUUUUACUGGAUAUGUGUGCAACAAAAGUUCAAUAUUCACCUUUUGCUACUAUUUCUGUAAAGUCUAUGCAUACAAUUUGAUGCAUAUUUUGGAUCCAAGGUAUGCACCACACAGAACAUAGAACACACUGAACUACUUCUGCAAUGCAAUGCUGCAAGGCAAACGCAGUGUUCCAUGGAAAUUAAUGUAAUUCUGGUGUACCAAAACACAAUGACACUGUCUUUGUCUGUGUGAUCGAGGCAUAGGGCUCUAUUCAAUCCCUAUCACGGAAAUUAUGCGUUACAGCAGGACUGUGAUUUAAAGGCAAUGUUCCUGCAUUAGCAGAGACUGUGUUCACGCUAAACGCUGCAUAUGUCGGCUCAAUCGGAAAUUACCUUUACAUUUCUAACGCGCAAUCUGUAACGCUUUCGCAAUACAGAUUGAAUAGAGCCCUAGGCUUGUCCUAGUCAUCCCUAGCUUCUGAGUAAUACGUUUCGAUUCUCGUUAAUGUUUAUCCUGGUGGGAGAAGUGUCCACUGUCCACAGAGAUGCCUCAGUCAGGCUGCUCCUUACACACUGGGAGGAAGAUGGCUGCUCUACUGCUGCUGUUGUUGGUUAGUGCUGGUGUCCUGCUGUCUUCUAUUGAGUCUCAGGAGGCUUACAGUAAACUCCCUGAUAACUAUAGGAAAGGAGUGGAUCUGGCCUUGCAACAACUCAACUCUCACUCUGGAGUCCAGCACCAUUUUCUCUUCUUCAAGAGUCUCCUGAAGUCCGACAUAGAGGUAAAAAACAAUGUUGGUUGUUGUGACCACUAAAUAUAUAGAUGCAAAUAUGCACUGACCAUGAACUGCUAAAACUGAGGAAGACCUUUUGAGGUUGAGAUCAGAUCCAUACUCAAGUGUUACCAUGUUACAGGUGGAUAAUACAACUUCAACAAUACUUGAUAGAAUCACCAUUUUUCUUUCAGUCUGGGUUUAAUGUACAAUACGUCUACCACAAUUUCUACUUGAAAGCCACCACAUGUGCCAAGGGAACCGUUAAUCCAAGCUAUCAGCGAUGCCAAUUCAGGAAUGACCGAGUGAGUAAUACACUUGUACUUGCUUCAACUGGUUCUAUUGUCUUUUGUCAAAGCUUUUGAAGAACAUAAAUGAGUAUUUCAGUCAUCAGCCGCUUCUCAAUUCAAUUCAACAAACAUAUUUUUAAGUUUCUGGAGAUUAAGUUUAUGACCGUUGACAUAUCAUUACAGGUUAUAGAUGUAGCACAAUGAUGAAUCCAUAUUUAUUUUUGUGUGUAUUGUAACAGCCACUGAUUGACUGUGGAGUUUGUUACAAAACAUUUUCCGGAGAGAUUGAGAAAGACCCCAAGCCAUAUGUCCACUGUCUCCACAAACCAAAACUAACAAAGGUAUUUAUUGAAACUUGACACAUAUUGUGAAAUAUCUAUUUUUAAAUGAAAAGUGUUAGAAAUGAUGACACAGCAUGAGUCCAUUUCCUUUUGUUUCAGGCUGUGUCGACAGCAAGACUAGAGCACUGUCGCAAGAUGAGCUACACCAGCGGAGCCCCUACUCUCCUAUCCAGCACCAAGACUGAUACUGAUGAGUGAAAUACCAUAGAAUAGAUGGUUAAUAAGACAGAAUUGAAAAUUAACUGCAUUUACAAAACACUGGUGUAAUUUCUAGUUUGUGCCCAGAUCAUUUUUGUUUAAAGGGCAUUCCAGCACUUUUCAACUUCAUAUUCAUUAUCUCCAGC